AUGGCGGCAUUGGGAUUUAUGGACGUCUUCAGCCUGUGUCUCAGCGCCCAUCUUUCCGGAAUUUUCUAUAUUCUGGGCGCGGAGUACUCCUGCGUCGCCACCGUAUGCCAGCUGUCGAAUCUGCUCGUCAUCAACCGCAUCCUCGACAUCUGGCGGCCACAGCUUGGGAAAUUUUUGUUCGAGGGCGCUAGGACCUGGUUCUACAUCGUGUUGAUCCUCAUUUAUGGCCUCAUGUUCGUCUGGAAAGCUCCGCCAGCGGCGAGCUGGCAUUUGAUGCAUGGUAUCCCAUCCCUGGUUUACCUCUUCCUCAACAAAACGAUACAUCGUCGAGUGUUCGGAAAAUAUUCUGUAUUCCACUAUCGCGCCUCAAGCGGCAUCAAGCCGCUGUCGACUGUGCAAAAGGAGAGCCCCUCCAAGGGCCAUUCUCAAGCUGGAGGCCCGAUGUCGGAAGUGCGACUCGGGUUU
Mesorhabditis spiculigera is the source of this 465-nucleotide messenger RNA. NCBI's taxonomy places the organism in Eukaryota, Metazoa, Nematoda, Chromadorea, Rhabditida, Rhabditidae. The record is from the annotation of a GenBank genome assembly.